GUUGGGUACAUGAAUGCACCGCGGAUGCGUGCCGCUCACUGUGCCGUGAAUACUUGCUAGCUUGCAGAGUCAUUUCAUCGACGUCGGCGGGACAAACAAAGAAUAAAGAUCUUGGAAGAUGACUGAACCUGAUGUUGAUAAUGAACUUCUGGACUAUGAAGAGGAAGAGGAGCCCCAAGGAACAUUGGAGAGUUCGACCCCGGCAAACAAAAAGGCCGUGAAGGGGUCGUACGUAUCCAUCCACAGCUCUGGGUUCCGAGAUUUCCUCCUAAAGCCCGAGCUCCUACGUGCCAUCAUUGACUGUGGUUUUGAGCAUCCAUCCGAAGUCCAGCAUGAGUGUAUCCCUCAGGCCAUCCUGGGCAUGGACAUUCUGUGUCAAGCCAAGUCCGGUAUGGGAAAGACUGCUGUGUUUGUGCUUGCCACCCUGCAGCAGAUUGAACCCGUGGAUGGUCAAGUGUCCGUCCUGGUCAUGUGCCACACUCGAGAGCUGGCCUUCCAGAUCAGCAAAGAGUAUGAGCGCUUCUCCAAGUACAUGUCCAACGUCAAAGUGUCGGUCUUCUUCGGCGGCUUGGCCAUCAAGAAGGACGAGGACGUCCUGCGGCAGAGCUGCCCGCACAUCGUGGUGGGCACGCCCGGUCGCACCCUGGCGCUCAUCCGCAACAAGAGCCUCAGCGUGAAGAACAUCAAGCACUUUGUGCUCGAUGAGUGUGACAAGAUGCUGGAGCAGCUGGACAUGAGACAUGACAUCCAGGAGAUCUUCCGGCUGACUCCCCACGAGAAGCAAGUCAUGAUGUUCAGCGCCACGCUAAGCAAGGAGAUCCGCCCGGUGUGCCGCAAGUUCAUGCAGGAUCCCAUGGAGGUGUUUGUGGACGACGAGACCAAGCUGACCCUUCACGGCCUGCAGCAGUACUACUGCAAGUUGAAAGACAGCGAGAAGAACCGAAAGCUCUUCGACUUGCUCGACGUGCUCGAAUUCAACCAAGUGGUGAUAUUUGUGAAGUCGGUGCAUCGCUGUGUGGCGCUGUCCCAGCUUCUGGUGGAGCAGAACUUCCCGGCCAUUGCCAUCCAUGGCGGCAUGGGCCAGGAGCAGAGGUUGUCCCGGUACCAGCAGUUCAAAGACUUCCAGCGGCGGAUUUUGGUAGCCACCAACCUGUUCGGCCGAGGCAUGGACAUCGAGCGGGUCAACAUUGUCUUCAACUACGACAUGCCCGAGGAUUCCGACUCGUACCUGCACAGAGUGGCUCGCGCUGGCAGGUUUGGCACCAAAGGCCUGGCCAUCAGUUUCGUGUCCGACGAGACUGACGCCAAGACCCUGAACGAGGUCCAAGACCGCUUCGAGGUCAAUGUGGCUGAGUUGCCAGAGGAGAUUGAUAUCUCCACUUACAUUGAACAGUCCAGAUGAAUCUGAAGUUUCCAGUGAUGUGUGACCCUCGUUUUUUUUUUUUUCCUCCUUAAGGAAAACAGGCAAUGUCCCCGUGCCACUACAUGUUGGGAAGUUUAAUAUUUUUUUAUUUUAACAUGUUGCUCGUUUUAGUGUUUUUCUUUUUAAGCACUGUUGCUUGGUUGAGGAAAUAAACAUUUUAUACCUUA
Messenger RNA from Hippocampus comes (tiger tail seahorse), 1590 nucleotides. Its product is annotated as ATP-dependent RNA helicase DDX39A-like. The transcript is spliced from 10 exons. Gene Ontology annotation, molecular function: nucleic acid binding; RNA helicase activity; ATP binding. Bases 119 to 1402 code for a protein of 427 amino acids. The record is from RefSeq and is a predicted model, not a curated record. Lineage: Eukaryota; Metazoa; Chordata; Actinopteri; Syngnathiformes; Syngnathidae.